ACGAGCAAACCGGCACGGUUCUAGAAAGCAGAAACACCCCCCAAACAAGCAGCGGCCACGCCAUAGAAAACUCAUGGCCAGCGCUGUCUGCGGCGUCGCCGCCCGCCCCCACCUGGCUCUCGCCCUCCCUACCACCACAAGAAAGCUUUUCUUCCGCUGCAGCGUCGCCUCCAGCAUGGACGCGGCGUCGGCAAGCUCCCCGGACGCCGAGAAGAAGACGACGACCGUCUUCGUGGCAGGCUCAACGGGGCGCACCGGCAAGCGCGUCGUGGAGAAGCUUCUGGCGAGGGGCCUCGGCGUCGUCGCUGGCACGACGGACGUGGGCAGGGCCCGCGGCAGCCUGCCCCAGGACCCCAACCUUCAGCUCGUCAGAGCUGACGUGACGGAGGGCGUCGACAAGCUCGCCGAGGCGAUGCACGGCGUCGACGCCGUCGUCUGCGCGACGGGGUUCCGGCGGUCUUUUGACCUUUUUGCUCCAUGGAAGGUAGACAACUUUGGCACAGUGAACCUGGUUGAAGCAUGCAGAAAGGCAGGCGUUACAAGAUUCGUACUCGUCAGCUCCAUUUUAGUAAAUGGGGCCGCAAUGGGUCAACUUCUGAAUCCAGCCUACAUUGUGCUCAAUCUGCUUGGCUUAACACUGGUUGCAAAGCUGCAGGCAGAGAAACACAUCAGGAGAUCAGGAAUAAAUUACACCAUUGUAAGGCCUGGAGGGCUGACAGAUCAACCACCAACCGGGAAUAUUGUCAUGGAGCCAGAGGACACCCUUUACACGGGAUCCAUAUCGAGGGACCAAGUUGCGGAAGUGGCUGUGGAAGCAUUGUUGUGCCCAGAGGCGUCCUACAAAGUCGUUGAGAUUGUCUCCCGAGCUGAUGCACCAAAUCGUUCUCUCAAGGACAUGUUUGCUGCAAUUAAGCAAAAUUGAUUCGCCCACCAUAUCAGUUACGUAGACCGGGAAGCACUCCAGAAUUAUCAGCAUGAUAUCUGUUUUGUACAAAGAGAGUGUACUUAUUAGAAUGACAGGAUACUACGAAGUGAUUAAUUUGUUAAUUUGUUAACAAUAUAUACACUCCUAAGAGUGUGUUCUCUAUAUUUGGAUUUGCAUUGAAA
Molecule: messenger RNA, 1107 nt
Organism: Phragmites australis (common reed)
Lineage: Eukaryota; Viridiplantae; Streptophyta; Magnoliopsida; Poales; Poaceae
Exons: 4
Coding region: 74-922 (282 amino acids)
Source: RefSeq, a predicted model, not a curated record